CCUUCAAUAACUUCUCCCACUCUCCAAUAUAUCCUGAAAUUGGUAAUCUUGUGAGUCUCACCCAUCUCAAUCUAUCAUUCUCAUCAUUUAGCAGUCAUAUUCCGUCCACAAUCUCACACUUGUCUAAAUUACUCUCACUUGAUCUCUCCUCGUAUGAUCAUGAACUGAGACUUGAUGAAUCCACAUGGAGCAGACUCAUUGGUAACACCACUAACUUGAAAGAGCUAGUUCUAGAUGAGAUUGCAUGGAAAAUUUCCAACUGGUAUACUUGGUUUAACUAAUCUUGAAGAACUAAGUUUGUUUGGCAAUGAAGAACUGAAGGUUGAACUUCCAAAGUCCAAUUGGAGCACUCCUCUAAGGAUCUUGGACCUCUCUUUGACAGUUUUCUCGGGAGAAAUACCUGAUUCCAUUUCCCAUUUGAAGUCUCUUAACCAACUAUGGCUAGACUCUUGCCAAUUUGAUGGAUUAAUUCCUGUGUCUUUGUGGAACCUCACUCAACUAACUCAUUUGGACCUUUCAGAAAAUAGACUUCAUGGUGAGAUUCCAUCUUUGCUUUCAAACCUCAAACAUCUCACCUACUUAUAUCUUAGUUAUAAUACAUUCAGUGGUCACAUCCCACACGUGUUCGACAACUUCACUAAAUUGGAUUAUUUGGAUCUUUCUUCUAACAGUCUAGGAGGCCAACUGCCAUCAUCAUUAUUUGAUCUAACUCAACUUUCUUACUUAGAUAUGUCUUCUAAUCAACUAAUCGGCCCAAUUCCAAGCAAAAAUGCCACAUUUUCAAAACUAGAAACACUAUAUUUGUCUAAUAACUUUAUAAAUGGGACAAUUCCAGACUGGUGCUAUUCUUUGUCUUCAUUGAUAAUGCUAGAUCUUAGCAUGAACCAGUUCACAGGGCCAAUUAGCAAAUUCUUCACUUAUUCAUUGGAAUAUUUAUAUCUCUCUGAUAACAAAUUUCAAGGUGAUUUUGCAAAUUCGAUCUUUGAAUUUCUAAAAAAUCUUACUCAUUUGGAUAUGUCAUCAAAUGACUUGAGUGGUCUUGUCGACUUUUUUCAUUUUUCAAAAUUGAAAAAUUUAUAUUUUCUUGAUUUUUCUAACAAUAAAUUUCUCUCUGUUGAUAUUAAUAGUAAAGUUGACUAUGUCUUGCCCAAACUUAACAGUUUAGAUUUCUCUUCUUGUAAUAUUACUGUCUUUCUUCCAUUAUUCCUAACUAAACUACAAAAUCUAAAAAAAUUAGAUCUUUCUAACAAUAAAUUUCUUUCUGUUUAUAUUAAUAGUAGCGUCGACUAUGUCUUACCCAAUCUUCAAAGUUUAUAUUUCUCUUCUUGUAAUAUUACUGUCUUUCCUCCAUUCCUAACAAAACUACAAAAUCUAAGAUGGUUAGAUCUUUCUAAGAAUAAAAUCCAUGGAAAGAUUCCCAAUUGGUUCAGUGACAAUCUCUUCCACACAUGGAAGAGCAUGUCCUAUAUUGAUCUCAGUUUUAACAAUCUGCAAGGAGAUCUUUCAACAUUUUUCAAUGCAAGCACCCUCAAUAUACUCAUCUUGUCUCACAACCACUUGUCUGGCACCAUUCCUUCAAUGUUUUGCAAUGUAACCUUCCUCUAUGUACUCAUCUUGUCUCACAACCACUUGUCUGGCGUGAUUCCACAAUGCUUGGGAGCAUUUCCUCAUCUCAUGAUUUUGGAUCUUCAAGUGAACAACCUUCAUGGAAACAUACCUACAAAUUUUUCUCAAGACAACAAUUUUCAAACAAUAAAGUUGAACAACAACCAACUGGAGGGUUCGUUACCAAGGUCUUUGUCUAACUGCACCAUGUUGGAAGUUUUGGAUCUUGCAGAGAAUAACAUAGAGGAUGUGUUUCCUAGUUGGCUAGAAGGUCUUCAGAAGUUACAAGUACUCAGUUUAAGAGCAAAUAAGUUUCAUGGUACCAUCACUAGUUUCGGUGCCAAACAUCCGUUCCCAAAGUUGAGAAUAUUUGAUGUUUCCAACAACAAAUUCAGCGGCCCUUUGCCAACCUCGUUCUUUGAGAAUUUUCAAGGAAUGAAGGAUCUGAGUAAUAGUACUCAUCAUCCUAUUGGUUUGUCAUACAUGGAUAGCGGCUUCGGUGUGUACAAUGAUUCUGUAGUGCUUAUUAUCAAAGGUCAGUCCAUGGAGCUAGUGAGAAUAUUAACCACUUUUACAACUAUAGACUUGUCAAAUAACAUGUUUGAAGGAGAAAUCCCACAUGUCAUUGGAGAAUUAAGUUCUCUCAAAGGGCUUAACCUUUCUCACAAUAAAAUCAGUGGUAUGAUUCCAAUAACACUGGGAAAUUUGACAAGUUUGGAAUGGUUAGACCUUUCAUGGAACCAACUGACAGGUGAGAUUCCUAUGGCUUUGACCAAUUUGAAUUUUCUGGCUGUCUUGAACCUUUCUGAAAACCAGUUGAAGGGAAUGAUACCAACAGGAGAACAGUUCAAUACAUUCCAAAAUUAUUCCUACAGAGGAAACCCAAUGCUAUGUGGAUUCCCCUUGUCAAAGUCAUGCGGCAAUGACAAAGAACAACCACCUUCGGUAUUUCCUCAUGCAAAAGAAUCAUUAUUUGGAUGGAAGGCAGUAGCAGUGGGAUAUGGAUGCGGAGUGGUAUUUGGGAUGUUCCUUGGAAGGUUGUUUAUCAAAACUGCGAAACCCUUAUGGCUUGCCAGACUUCUUUGUGGUUAUACUUAACAAACAAGCACAGGAGAGGCCAUGUAAACUGUAGAAGACUACUGUUGUUAGCUUCAUAUGUUUUGCUUUUUUCUUUUAAUAUUUUUCUGUAAUGAUGUUAGUUUUUCUGUUUGUGGAAUAAAAUAUGUAAGGUGAUUGCUACGGUACGAUGAUAAAUUAAUACGUACCGAUACGUUUAAGAUAUGGACAAAUAACAAUAAGCCAUGUGGAAUUUAUUUUCCACGUCAGCAUUUAAUUUUUUCUUUUUUAAAUAUAUAGUAUAUCACUACUUUUACUAAAACACCCUUUUAAUUAAAUAAAAAUAAAAAAUAUUUA
Messenger RNA from Arachis stenosperma, 3018 nucleotides. RefSeq names its product receptor-like protein 35. The coding region runs from base 235 to 2703 and encodes 822 amino acids. NCBI's taxonomy places the organism in Eukaryota, Viridiplantae, Streptophyta, Magnoliopsida, Fabales, Fabaceae. The record is from RefSeq and is a predicted model, not a curated record. The transcript is spliced from 2 exons. Gene Ontology annotation, molecular function: protein binding.